Molecule: messenger RNA, 2579 nt
Organism: Lagopus leucura (white-tailed ptarmigan)
Lineage: Eukaryota; Metazoa; Chordata; Aves; Galliformes; Phasianidae
Gene: KLHL11
Product: kelch like family member 11
Exons: 2
Coding region: 1-2079 (692 amino acids)
Molecular function (GO): protein binding
Source: RefSeq, a predicted model, not a curated record
AUGUCGGACAAGAUGGCGGCGGCCGCGGCCUCCCCUCAACCGCAGCCCGGGCCCGGCCCGCCGGCGGCGGAGGAGGAGGGCGGCGGCCCGCGGGGCGGCGGGGCGGACGGGGAGGCGGAGGCGGAGGAGUUCGGGUGCCCGGCGCACUGCUCCGACCUGGCCUGGCGGCAGAACGAGCAGCGCCGGCACGGCCUGUACUGCGACAUCACCCUGGCGUUCGGCGGCGGGCGGCCCGGCGCGGCCCGUGAGUUCCAUGAGUUCCGCGCGCACCGCUCCGUGCUGGCGGCCGCCACCGAGUACUUCGCGCCGCUGCUCUCGGGCGGCUUCGCCGAGUCGCGUUCGGGCCGCGUGGAGCUGCAGAAGUGGAGCUCGGAGGGCGGCCCCGACCCCGACACGGUGGAGGCCGUCAUCGGCUUCAUGUACACCGGCGCCAUCCGCGUCGGCCCUGGCAACGUGCACGAGGUGCUGGAGAUGGCCGACAGGUUCCUGCUGACCCGGCUGAAGGAGUUCUGCGGGGAGUUCCUCAAGAAGAAGCUGAACCUCUCCAACUGCGUGGCGGUGCACAGCCUGGCGCACAUGUACUCGCUGAGCCAGCUGGCGCUGCGGGCGCAGGACAUGAUCCGCAGGAACUUCCACAGAGUCAUCCAGGACGAGGAGUUCUACACACUGCCCUUCCACCUCAUCAGGGACUGGCUGUCCGACUCGGAGAUCACGGUGGACUCCGAAGAAGUCCUCUUCGAGACCGUCUUAAAGUGGGUUCAGAGGAAUCCCGAGGAAAGGGAGAGGUACUUCGAGGAACUCUUCAAGCUGCUGAGGCUGUCUCAGAUGAAGCCCACGUACCUCACGCGCCACGUCAAAUCCGAGAGGCUGGUGUCCAGCAACGAGGCCUGCGUCAGGCUGGUGUCAGACGCCGUGGAGAGUCACGCGCUGAGGUCUGAGAACUUGCAGUCUGGUAACCUGCAGCAUUCCGCCUGUCCUGCUGCAUUGCUGCCGCGUUUCGGACAAAACAUGGACGUCAUUAUGGUGAUCGGUGGUGUGUCGGAGGGAGGAGAUUACCUGAGUGAGUGCGUGGGGUAUUUCAUCGAUGAAGAUAGGUGGGUAAACUUGCCGCACAUCCAUAACCAUCUCGAUGGGCAUGCUGUUGCUGUGACAGAGUCUUAUGUUUAUGUGGCUGGCUCCAUGGAACCGGGAUUUGCCAAGACUGUAGAAAGGUAUAAUCCAAACAGAAAUAUCUGGGAGCAAGUCUCAAAUUUAAUAACCAGAAAGCACUCAUUUGGCCUUACUGAAGUUAAAGGAAACUUGUACAGUAUCGGUGGACAUGGCAAUUUCAGUCCUGGCUUUAAAGAUGUAGCUGUUUAUAAUCCCGAGCAAGACAAAUGGCAUAACCUGGAGUCAGCACCAAAGAUCCUUCGUGACGUCAAAGCUGUUUCUGUAGAAGACCGGUUUGUUUAUGUUGCUGCUCGUACCCCGGUUGACAGUGAUAGUGAAGAUGGGUUGAGGGCAGUUAUUAUCAGAUACGAUGCUGAAACAAGGCAGUGGCAGGACGUAGAGUCUCUGCCGCUCAUUGAUAAUUACUGCUCUUUUCAGAUGUCAGUUGCAAACACAAACUUUUACCAUACAGCAUCCUGCUGCCCCAAGAGUUACCCUAUAGAUAAUGAAGAAGCCAAGGUAAAGAUCUCUGGCAGGGCCUCAGAUGAGAUACUUGAAAGUUUACCCCCGGAGGUCCUUAGCAUUGAAGGGGCAGCUAUUUGUUAUUAUAAAGACGAUGUUUUCAUCAUUGGGGGGUGGAAGAACAGUGAUGAUAUUGACAAGCAGUACAGGAAGGAGGCCUAUCGCUACUGCGCUGAGAGGAAGCGCUGGAUGCUUCUGCCUCCCAUGCCUCAGCCUCGCUGUAGGGCAACAGCCUGCCACGUCAGAAUCCCCUUCAGGUGCCUGCAGGGCACGCAGAGAUACCCGAUGCCGCAGAACCUCAUGUGGCAGAAAGACAGAAUCAGACAGAUGCAGGAAAGGCAGAUGCAGGAAAUACACCGACACUCCCUGAGCUUGCGAAGAAUGCCACGCUCGCAGAUUGAGUGCUGACUUCUGGGUUGCCAACUCUUGUGAAGGUAGUUCAGGAAAUACUGUGCUAAACCAUUUUGCGAGGCAUUUUAUGUCUUUAGAAGACAUCAGGGCGUUGAGUAGGUUUGACAUCUAAAAGUGGCAUCUUUUAUAUACUGAAAGUUACAAAGGUCAGAAAUUGAAGAUGAAUGGGAAUUGAGAAACUGAAUCCACCAAUACUACUUAACAGUGCCCAGGAAAAAGCUGCUUUCCUGUACCAGACUGUGACACAGAUCUUUGUUUUCAAGGAUUUCUGUGGAGUUGGUCUCCUACAGUUCUAUUUUGAAAAUCAAAGAUCUCUCUAAUAAUUUAGUGGUUACAUUCGUGUGUGCUGAAAGCACCUGCUUUAUUUGCACUCAGUAUGUUGACAUUCCUUUGAUUCUCCUCAGUGACUAAACUACACGUGUAAUCAAUGUUAGUGUACUUGGCUUUCUCAAGUCGGAGGCGAGUGCAAUAGUUAAUAACUACAUGUGGAAAUGAAA